Molecule: messenger RNA, 1036 nt
Organism: Euleptes europaea (tarantolino)
Lineage: Eukaryota; Metazoa; Chordata; Lepidosauria; Squamata; Sphaerodactylidae
Gene: INO80B
Product: INO80 complex subunit B
Exons: 5
Coding region: 1-1011 (336 amino acids)
Biological process (GO): chromatin remodeling
Cellular component (GO): Ino80 complex
Source: RefSeq, a predicted model, not a curated record
AUGAGCAAAGCGUGGCGGAGGGCCGAGGCGGGCGGCGGCCUCAGGAUGGAAGGCGCCGGGCGAGGUGAGGACGAUGAAUCCAACAGCCAUGGGUCUCACAAGAAGAAGCAUAAGAAACAUAAGAAAAAGCAUAAGAAGAAGCAUCACCGCGAGGAUGUUGGUGUGACGGCAGCAGAGAUGGGCCCUACCCUCCCUAAGCCUCAGCUGAAGCUCAAAAUCAAAUUGGGAGGCCAAAUCCUGGGGACAAAGAGUGUGCCAACCUUCACUGUUGUCCCCGAGCGGCCGCGUUCCCCCUCCCCACUGAUGGUUGUGGAUGACGAGGAUGAGCCAAUGGAGGGCGUCCCCAUCGAGCAGUACAGGGCCUGGCUGGAUGAGGACAGCAACUUGGAGCCCUCGCCCCUGCCUGAGCUCGAUGCGGUGAUCGGCUUCCCAGCCCGGGAGGAAGAGGAGGAGCAGCGCUGGCUGGAUGCCCUGGAGCGAGGGGAGUUGGAUGACAACGGGGAGCUCAAGAAAGAGGUGGACGAAUCCUUGCUCACAGCCAGGCAGAAAGCUCUGUUGCACAAGCAACAGAGCCAGCCCCUGCUGGAGCUGCCGAUGGGCUACAAGGCCAAGGAGCUGACGGAGGAGAUGCUGGUCAAGCGGGAGGAGCGGGCCCGCAAGCGGCGCCUGCAGGCUGCCAAGAAGGCCGAGGAGAGCAAGAACCAGACAAUCGAGCGGCUCACCAAGACCAGCAAGGCCAAGGUCAAGACCCUGCGGGAGCGCAAGGCCAAGGGCGGGGCCGUCCCCACAGUCUGCUACCGCAGUGCUGUCACCGGCGUCACUGUGUCUUUCCCUCCGGGGGCUGUCCUCCCUCUCCUGCCCUCUGUCGUGACCCCUCCGCCUCUGCCCACCCCCUGCGGGGUCAGCGGGUGCCCCAACCUCAAGCGGUACUCCUGCUCACGCACUGGGGUGCCCCUCUGCAGCCUGGACUGUUACAAGAAGAACUUGUUGUUCCAGCAGGUGGCAGCCUAGCAUCCCCCCUUUUUCCGGAACUCCC